AUGAGCAGCAUCAAGUCUCUCCUUCCUCCCAAGUUAUCAGUCGCCGAAGUGACGGGCGGCUCUAAACGGUUUGCUAGCCUAGGCGAAUUUUACAGCAAGCUUCCUAAAGGUCCUCUAGUCGAAGGAACUAGACCCGGGUUUUGGGGGAGAUACUAUUCCAAAUACAUUCGAACAAGUUCACCUAUGCCAAUUUUGCACGUUAUUUUGGGAGUUGGCCUUAUUGGUUAUACAAUAAACUACCAAAACCACUUAACAUCACAAAAACAAAAAGCAUCAUUGAUUUGA
Messenger RNA from Acaulospora morrowiae, 285 nucleotides. Lineage: Eukaryota; Fungi; Glomeromycota; Glomeromycetes; Diversisporales; Acaulosporaceae. The record is from the annotation of a GenBank genome assembly.